Molecule: messenger RNA, 5074 nt
Organism: Dimorphilus gyrociliatus
Lineage: Eukaryota; Metazoa; Annelida; Polychaeta; Dinophilidae
Source: the annotation of a GenBank genome assembly
ACACCCAGAAUGCAAUUUUCGUGGAGACUUCCGCCUCCGAGCAAGGUAGCCAUAUUUCUUACUUCGAAUACAAAAUCCUCAAAUAUCUUCUGCAUUGCGUAAUGCUUUAUGCAGUUUACUGAUGUAGAGGAAAAACUAUUGGCUAUUUAGCAAUAACAUGCUCUGAUUAUUCGUUUCAACAGAUAAACAAGCAGCUUACUAACGUCCUGUAAGAAUAGCAGGACCGAGAAGCAUUCUGUCUGAUUUUGUCAUGCUACAAAAUCCUAAUCAAACAAGAAAACCAGUGUCUGCACCUGUUCCAAUACCGAGAAAUCCUCAACCGAACGCCAUAUUUUUAGAAGGGCUUAAGUCGGCUGGACAAGUUCCCCAAGUAAACAGAGGACCAGAGAAGCCAACAAACGUUCACACGAGCCAACAGGCAAACUACAACAUUUCAUUUGGCACCAACUCCAAUCCAAGUCAGAUUCAACCGUCAGUUAGUGGCUCAUCACAAGUAGAAGGCGGGGGGUCGGUUGGCGGCCAAGUAGGGCAACCCUACAGUAUGCAAAUGUACUCCGGUGCUGCUCCUCCUCCACGAUCGAACCAUCCUAUUCCUCAAAGGUUCGUUAAUCCAAAUGCUGGUUCAGGGAGUGGAGGAAAUCGGGGACAGCGUCAGCCAGCUCAAACGUACCCUCCUCCUCAGCAGCAACAGCAGCCUGGUUUUAUGGUACCUUCACCUUUUAUUCAACCAGCACAGAUAUUUAUCCCACAACAAGCGACUUAUAUCCAAAAUACACAUCGUAUGCAUAACCCAAAUCAGCAGCCCCAACAAUAUAUUCAGCAGCAAGUACAGUAUCCUCAAAAUUACGUUAGCAGUAAUUCCCAACCGCAGCAAUUGCCAUACAUGAAUCAGCCUUAUCAGUCCAAUUCGUACACUCAACCUAACCAGCAACAUCAAUCUGUUGUUAGCCAUGUAACAUCGACGCAACCGCAAAACAAUCCCUAUCAACAGCCUGCUCAACAUCAAAUGCUUGUGCAAAAUCCGCCUCAACAACCCCAGCAAAGGGAGAAAAAAAUAAUACGGAUAAUAGAUCCUUCUACUGGAAAAACACUUAACGACGAAAUUAGAACAAAUCGAAUGUCUUCGCUUUCUGUCACCUCCACGAAUCAAGUGGAAGAAGUCAAAGAUCAAACUACUGAAGUUGCUGAUGAUACAAAGAGUAAAGUUUGUCAAGAAUUUGCAGCCUUAGUAGCAGCCCGGUGCAAAACCGAUCAACCUCAGACAAGUCAAACCGAAGAUUCCAAAAGUGAAGAAUUAGCAAAGAAUGAAGAAGAAGCAGAAGAAGAAGUAAUAGUAGUUGAAAAACCUGAGGAGCCAAAAGUGGAGGAGAAGCUUGAAGAAACUAAGGAAGCAGUCACUGUUGAGCCUGAGGAAAAGCCAGAUGAAGAAGUAAAACCUGAAGAACAAGAAACAAUAGUGGAAGAAAAACCGGAGAAGACAAUUGAGGAGAAGUCAUCCGAAACUGAAGAUAAAGAUAGUUCAAAAGGAAAGAAGGCUCGUAAGAAUAAGGAACAGAAUAGUCCUACAACGAAUACUACCGGUGCUAUUGCUGUCGACAUUGAGAUAAAACGGGAGGAACGACCUUCGCUUUCUCCACCAACUUCCGAGAUACCAGAAGAAAUUAAGGCUUCUAGUUUGGUUGAAAGUAGUCCUGAAAUAAACGAUACAAUUAAGAAAAUUGAAGACGAAGUUUCUGAGGAAAAUGGUGUCACACCAUUGUCUGAAUCUCCUCAGGUCGUUACGGAAGACGAUUCCGAAAGCCAGGAAAAGCCUGUUGACGAUGAAACAGAGGACACUGAUUUGCAAAGAAGCGACAGUGAAGAGCAGUCUACAGACCCGCCAUCUUUAAAAUAUGAUUAUAAAGAAAAUCAAUGGAGUCCGUUGAAUACUGAAGGAAAAAAACAGUAUGAUAGAGAGUUUUUGAUGCGUUUACAGUAUGAUGAUCUAAGUAAGAAGAAACCGGACGACUUGCCCAAACUAGACAUAAUCCUUACCCAACCUAUAUGCAAUGAUCAAUCAAAUACAUCAACCGGAAUGGAAAGACAAGACUUUCUUCCAUAUUUCCAACAACAGACACUUACUUCUGGGAGAAUGUCUGGUUCAAUGCACAGACAAAAGUCUAGAGAUUUCAAUAAAAAUCGAGUUGAAUCUAGAAAGGUAAUCCAAAUUUCUAGAGAAAAGGAGGUUCAGUUUGUGAGAACUGCGAACGCUUACAGACCCCACUAUCUAGGUGAUGGUUCUGAUGAAGAUAGGCAUGAUGAGCGGUUAUUCAGAAACGUUAGGUCUAUGUUGAAUAAGUUGACACCUCAAAACUUCAACAGUUUAAUCAAUAAAUUUAAGGAGUUGGAAAUUAACUCAGAAUCUAGGAUGGUUGGGGUCAUUAAACUGAUUUUUCAAAAGGCUAUUGACGAGCCAGCAUUUAGUGUAGCUUAUGCCAAUUUGUGUAAAAGUUUAUCUAAUAUCCUAACGAAUACUAAAAUGCAAUCCAAGGAGGGUAAAGAGUUUACGUUCAGAUCUGGUUUGUUAAACCGCUGUCAAGAACAGUUUGAAAAGAAUAGAAAUGAUGAUGAAAUUCUUGAGAAAAAGAGGGGUGAAUUGGAACUGGCUGAAAGUCCAGAAAAACGAAAAGAACUCCUUAUGGCUUUAGAAGAGCACGAAACUGUUUCGAAGAGGAAAUAUUUAGGAAAUAUUCGGUUUAUAGGUGAACUGUUCAAACUAAAAAUGCUAACUGAGAAUAUCAUGCACGGAUGUCUAUUUGAAUUGCUCAAAUCUCACGAUGAGGAAAAAUUAGAAUGUUUAUGUAAGUUAAUGAAAACAAUUGGCAAAGAAUGCGAUCAUAAACAGGCAAAGCCUAGGAUGGAUCAGUAUUUCACUCAAAUGCAGAAAAUUGUUGAACAAAAGAAAACCUGCUCUAGAGUUAGGUUUAUGUUACAAGAUGUUAUUGAAUUAAGAAAGAAUAUGUGGGUGCCAAGACGUGACGAAAAUGCUCCCAAGACAAUCGCACAAGUUCGUGAAGAAAUGGAAAGGGAAGCUCAAGAAAAAGCUGUACAUCUGAACGCAGCUGCUAAUAACGCCUCUAAGAGGAGGUCUAUUCCCAAUAUUGUCUCUGGAAUGAAUAAUCGUCACAGUGCUAGUGGUCCAAAUGUGGGUGAUGAUUCUGGAUGGCAUAAUGUCCAACACAGAUAUAACUCACAGAGAGCUAACGAAAUGGACCGAAGCAGAAUGAUGAAUAUUGCUUCCCAACAUAGUAAUAAAAUGACUGAUGGUAAUAUUCAAUUGGGACCUAGCAAAGCUGGCUGGGGAAGAGGAGCAAGCGGUGGACGCUCUCAUAAUAGUAGUCAAGACGACACAUCUACAACCUCUGGAGCAAACAAGUUUUCUGUUUUACAGCAACAUGAUGAAUUAAGACCUGCCGCUCAUAUUAAAGGUGCUAGUCGAUCGGCUCAACUUCCACCUAGACAUCAAAGUAAAUUUAGCGGACAAUCAAGAGGACUUAAUUCCAGACCAAGUGCUGAGCAAGAACGUGGCAAGAGGGAAGCCUUGGAAAUGGCAAGAACAGUGGCAACUCCACCAAGGGGCAAUAGCAGAGAAUCAAGUAGAAGUAGAAGUGGUCAGCGUGCUCCAAUUGAUAAGGCCACAUCAGCCGUAUCUGUAGAGGUACCGGAGAUGUCUGAUGAUGAGUUGGAGAGAAGAAUUAAGACUUUGGUAGAUGAAUAUAUACAAGUACACGACUUAAGUGAUACUAAGGAAUAUGUUAAGGAAAUGUUAAGAGCAAACGUUAAAUCCGACUCUAUUGUCAAUAAGAUUCUCCUUAGUGUUUUAGAGCGUUCGACUGAAGCUCGACGAACUAUCGGUGAUAUGUUAAACACGCUGAUGAAGGAUACCGAGUGUAUUGUAAAUGCUCAGUGUUUUACCGCAGCUUUGGAAUCAAUUUUGGAAUUUGCCGAAGAUAUGGAAAUUGAUGUUCCUAAAAUAUGGGGAUACAUUGCUGAAUUAAUUUCUCCUACUGUUGCUUACAAAGCUGUUCAGUUGACAAACAUUUUUGAAGCCUGUCUGCCAAUGCGAAACCAAAAUAGUAGUAAAACAGGGGAACUGUUUGCUGCACUAUUGCACCAAUGUGCCUCUAUGAUUGGGCCUAGCGAAGUUUACAAUAUGUGGCAGAAAUCAGACUUAAAAUGGGAAGAUAUUGUUCAGAAUGUAGAUACAUUUAUUAAUGAUAAUCAAUUGGAGUUUACCAUUACUGGAGGAAGGAGUAGAAACAGCAGCGAAAUGCGACCAGUUAAAGAAUUGUCAAAUGGCAUACGAGGUAUUUUUAGAUUGAGCAAAGCAGAGGAAAUGUUUGCUUGGAUUGAGGAUAACGUUACCGAAGAAGGUGCAAAAAGUGAAGAAUUUAUAAGGAAUUUGGUUUAUGGUUUGUGCGAAGUUUGCACAGUUGGUUAUGGCGCAAAAGCUCAAUUUGACAAAAAUAGAUACAAAGAAGAAUAUAAAGCGAUACUUCAGAAGUAUCUGGACUCUGAUAAGGAACGAAUGGAAAGAUCGGCUCUGCUAGCUGUACAAAAAUUUUCAAACGACUUAGAACAUCCACCUAAUUUGUUUGAAACAGUAAUGGAACAUUUAUAUGAUGACGAUUUGAUAUCUGAGGAGGCUGUACUUGCUUGGGAUAAGGAUGACAAUAAUGAACCUGGUUUUGGAGUGUGCAGGGCUGGUUCCCAAAGAUUCGUUGAUUGGUUAAAGAGUCCAAAUGACAAUGACGAAAGUAGGUAAUGGGCAAAAUAUAAUAGGCAAUUUUCAAUUUUUUACGGCUGCUGUUGGGGAAUUAAAUUUAUAAUUUGCUCAUAUUUGGGUUAAAAGACUAUUUUGACGCUUUUCGACACUGUGAUUGAACUUUGUUGGCGCUGCUGUUUUCUUCGCAUAAAACGAUUCAAGUAAUUUGAUUUAGUUAAAUGUUACUAAAUUAAUUCAUAGUAAACGUAUAAACUUAUUGCGAGUAUUAUGAAAUCUAUAUACAGCCUAUAUAUAUAUAUAUAUAUAUAU